UGGGGGAAAUUAGGUGGGAGAGAGAAGCUCUUAAGGUGUGGCUGUCAUACGGCCAUGAAACGUCCUGAAGAAGUAUUAAACUCGGAUCCGAACGCAGCCGGGAAGUUUGGAGUGUUGGGUUUUUAAGAAGUUAUGGAACGAAUAACUGCGCUUCUUUUUCUUUUACAGGCGUCAGUAACUGUUGUCAACACAGGUUCACACUCAAUGUGGGUGUUUGCAACAUUUAUUCACGGGCAGACCCAAUUCCCAGAAUUCAGUAUUCUGGGAUUUGUGGAUGAUCUUCAGGUGCUGUACUAUGACCGCAACAUCAAGAAACUUGUCUCUCGAAGCCAACCAAGCUCCACAAAGGGAGUUGAAGAUAUUAUGCUUCUAGGUGCAAACAUUGUGAUAGAAGACAUGUACACUUACAUGAAAAAUCCAUCACAUCGUGCAAGGCUCUUCGGCAAUCACACUGGAGGAGUUCAUGUUCAUCAGAAGCUGGCUGGAUGUGUGCUGGACAAUGACAAGCCCAGUCAGGUCAUGGUGUGGGAUGCUUAUGAUGGAAUAAAAGUGAUGCAUUUUGACUUGCAUAAUCACACAGUCAACCCUCUAUGGCCAGAGUUUAUAUGGACCACAAAGGCAGCAGAGAUUUUUCUAAUGGAAUUAAUAAAUAUUUAUCAGCCUAUUUGUGUCCAAACAUUGAAGUACUAUCUGGAGAAAGAAAAGAACAUUGUGCUUAGAAAAGAGCGGCCCAGAGUCAGACUAAUCCAGAAGACAUGCAGGGAGACUGGAGUGGUGAAGGUGAGCUGUCUGGCCACUGGCUUCUACCCCCGGCACAUCAACCUGACCAUGCUGAGAGACGACCGUCCCAUUCCAGACGAGGAGCUCACUUUUGGGGCGGUGUUACCCAACGGAGACGGGACGUACCAGACGAGCAGAACCCUUAGUAUCAGUUCGGAGACAGCGAGAGAGAAACACCGUUACACCUGCUCUGUCACACACCUUGCUCUGGACAACAAGCUGGACAUCAACUGGGAAUCAGGGGAAGGUGCUGAUGUUGCAGUCAUCAGUUCUGUGGUUGUAGUGCUGGUUCUGGUUCUGGUUCUGAUAUUUGCCAUCCGUGCGUUUAUCGUCUAUAAGAAGAGACGCAGAGGCAUCUAGACCUCCUUUGGAUACUUGCUUGCUAAAGAACUUUGGCCGAGCCAGUGGACGAUUCACCACCCAUGAACAGUGAACUAGUGCUACAGAGGAGAAGACGGAUCAGCACUUUUGUUUUGUUUGGAUUUUGUUUUGUUUGGAUUAUCCAAUUAUUUUGACUAUAUAGCUUUGUAUAUUUGCAGAUUUAAAUAGAUCACUUCAAAUACGUUUUUUAUUUUUUUAAUUGCAGUUUCCAUUAUUUUUAAUGGAAAAAUCAGAUAUUUAACUAAUUCAAUUAAGGUUAGGGUAAUGAAAGUUGAGUCUGAGGGUUGAGGCAAUUCACAGUUGUGUUCAGCAGCUUAAAGAAAGGUUAGGACAUGGGUUUGUUUUUGACCAUAAAUAGAUUUAGAAUAUAUUCAUAUUUUUUUCAGGGAAAUGAUUAUUUUUUAAAUAACCUCAACCAUAUUAUUUUGCAUUUGUAUUAUUUAAUUCAUGAUUUUAGCUUUGUUUUUCAUCAAUUCUAAAUGAGUAAUUAGAUGUUUUCAAAAGUACCUAUGGUUUCAAUUAAGUUUUAGGGCUCAAAUUAGGGUUAGGAAAAUUAGGAAAACAGCGAGUCUGAGGGUUUGAAAAAUGAAAUGACUAACAUUUACAAAGCAUAAAUCAUCUGUUUUCAUACCUUACAUUUUUUAAAAUUUAUUAUUUUAUGUAAUAAUCACAAUGAAAUUUUGAUGCACUACUCAUUACACUGUUUUACAGACCCAGCAACACCGGUGCCAUUCUAUGUUUGUAGUGUCAGUUCUGGGUCUGAUCUUAGGCAUCUCUGCGUUUGCUUCCUGUGAAGGGAAGACUGUUUAAGAGCCCAGGAAAGAGAGGUAGCGUUUACAGGGUCAUCAUGACUUGACAAAGGGUGUUAUUGUGGCCUCAAAGCAUUCCAAAAAAAUGAAAAGAUAACUGAAUUGUGUUGGCCAGAGGUGGUUGUGGCACAAAUAAACCUAACAGAGUGUUUGUGUCAAAGGCAAACACACACACACACGCACACACACACACAAAGAUAUACAUAGCCUAUAGCAGUAUUUAUAUCCUUGCAUGGAAUUAGAGCUUCAAAUAGCUUUGUGUAAAUCCUGAAAUUUACACAAUGUUAUUUUAAUCCUGAAAAAAUAUCCAAAAUCCUAAAAAUAAAGAAAAUGUCUGCAGGUUGGCUGGCAGUGUGUAGUAGUGUUUAGUGAUCAUAAUUAUGUUGCAUUUGAAGAUAAAGUGGAAUACAGAUGUUUUCACCCGGCAAAACAUUCUGCAAAUGUUCAGAUACAAAUAAAAAUCUUUUGUUAAACA
Messenger RNA from Anguilla anguilla (European eel), 2445 nucleotides. Its product is annotated as class I histocompatibility antigen, F10 alpha chain-like. Gene Ontology annotation, cellular component: external side of plasma membrane. The transcript is spliced from 7 exons. The record is from RefSeq and is a predicted model, not a curated record. Gene Ontology annotation, biological process: immune response. The coding region runs from base 133 to 1140 and encodes 335 amino acids. Lineage: Eukaryota; Metazoa; Chordata; Actinopteri; Anguilliformes; Anguillidae.